Molecule: messenger RNA, 2370 nt
Organism: Rhizoctonia solani
Lineage: Eukaryota; Fungi; Basidiomycota; Agaricomycetes; Cantharellales; Ceratobasidiaceae
Product: glutathione S-transferase
Exons: 15
Coding region: 1-2370 (789 amino acids)
Cellular component (GO): nucleus
Source: RefSeq, a predicted model, not a curated record
AUGUCGCAUCCAUCAAGUUCCACCGGGGCUACACGUACCCCGAGCACGACCAAUUCGCGCUCGACGCCUCUCCUGAAAGCGACGGACGAAUGCAAGUACGAUGAAGUCAAAAAGAGUAAAUUGACGCUAGUCAAGGAGGAAAAUGCUGAGCUCAAAGAACGGAUUGCUCAGUUGGAACGCCAACUACGUGGUAUUUCUCCUCCGCCCAACGCGUCGCGUCCGGACAAUGUCAAGCAAGCGCCGUCGUCUACAUUUUCGCAGAUGACCCUCGGCCCGGAAGAAGACUCGGAGUAUGAUUAUGAACUAGAAGAAGAAGAAGAGACGCGUGGCGAUCCGAUUCGGCCUGAUCUGUACGAAGCUCAGCCGCACCAACAACCGCCCCAUGUCAUUCAGCCCGAGCAUAUUUCAACAGUGCCGGUUCAGCAUAAUCGGCCUGACCAGUAUCCCCAGCCCGAGGGGUUCGAUACUGUACGCGAUCAGGUACAGGUGCCUCCUGGCCAAUAUCGCCUGCCUACAGACCAGCACCAACCAGCUUAUCAAGACCCCUAUUAUCCACAUGUACCUCAUAGCACCUCGCGUAGCGCUGAAUUCACGCAAACAGAUAGUCAUGCUCAACCGGCGUCGUAUGGUGCCCCACAUGUGCAGACGGGUCCUCUGUCAGAUGUACAUGGGUACCCUACUUGGCCGCCAACCCCUAAUGACACUGUGCCACCUAGCGCAUCUAGUUACGGUUUCACUCCCUCACCGUCUACGAAAUGGUAUCACGUACCCCAUUUGAGCCCCGAAACCACUCCUGGUCCCCUGGCACUCUUUAUCCUUCGGCAGGUUACCCCCGCGGGAACCACUCUUCAAGUUCCGGUUGCUCGUCAUCGCCCUGUUCCGUCGCCUCCCGUUUUCGGUCAAGAUCUAAUAAUAUCAUUUUUCCAACGGUGGAGGGCUGAAUCUCAACCCCAAGCGUACGUUGCGGAAGAGCGCACACAAGCUCAAAAUGAAAACAAUAAUUGGGCGUUGGUUGGAAACUGGUGGGAGCGGGAUGAUCUACCAGUCGCUCAUAGGGAUUAUUUGCUUGGAAUACUCUUGCCUUAUCGCAAGCAAAUUGGUUUCGAGAUAUGGGUACCAGACUUUCUCGCAUCUUUGCAUCGCCCACCUCAGGGCCGUCCUCAUCCUGGCUUGAUGUGGAUGCUUUACACCUUCGCUGCCUUUUUCUCUGGCGACCCGGAGCUCAAGGCGCUUGUUCCCGAGUUCAUGGAAAGAGCUCGCCGAAAUCUAGAAGAAUCAUUUGCCAGGGGUGAUCGUCUGUUUGACUAUAUUCGUGGACAGACUCUUUAUGCAAGUAUCAAGUACAUGAUGGGAAGAUUCAGUGAAGGAGGGUUGGCUAAAGCGUCUGCAUGCCAUGCAGCCAUUAUAUGUGGCCUACACAAGAUCACUACUCCAAGUAUCGCUCCGGUUACCCAAAGCCAAGAGAAAUCAAAAUACCAUGUUAGGGAAAUUGGGUUUCAGCUCCCGCCUGCAACAUCACCACGCGAGCAUGGCGAGAGAAUUGCCGCGUUCUGGCAACUUAUCCUUGUCGAUUAUUCCGAAGCAGCUACAACAGGAGUGCCUGCGAUGUUCCGUGACGAUGGUGAUGAACGCUCCCGAAUAGAGACUGUGUUCCCCCGACCCCUUGAAGAAUAUUUGAGUGGAGACGCCAAUAAAGUUCCAUAUGGUACAUUGGGGGACAUAUUUACCUCGAGAGAUAUCCCCAAUCCACCCGAUACCACUGCAACACUGCAAAUCAAAGCGACUGCCUUAUUGGAGCGCGCGGUUCGACUUGCAACCAAGUGGAAUGGAAAGCACAUUUCGGUCACCGACCCAAACAAGUAUGGGGAUGAGUAUAACACUGUCUUGCAAGCCAUUCAACACUUCAAGAGAUACCUUCCUGGCCUGUACCCUCGAGAAGGAGAUCCAGCUGAAUCUCAACUGCACCUUACUUCUCGGGGUCUGGUCUAUGAACGGCUGUUUCCUCAUUUUAUGGUUUUGAAUGCUGAGAUUGAAAUCUAUAACAUUCUCGAGGAGCAGGAGCUUGCACGUGAGCAGCGCCUCAUAUCGGCACGGGAGAUGAAAAACUUGAUUCUACAAUUAACGGAAACAGAAGUUGAACAAAUCGGUGUGCUCCUCGCGAACUGCUUCGAUUCAGCCAUCAAAGCUCUGAUGAAAGAGCGGAGAUAUUGUCGAGCUUAUUCAGAUGAAGCGGGUGCUGAGUUCAUCGAUAAGGAAAUAGACGUCAUCUCCCAUGCGCUGAAGGUACUCGGGCGCUCCCACCACGUUGCUUCCCUUCAAUCUGACCUGGUCGAUAAGAGCCGAUUUGAGGAGUAUUCCCAGACCAUAUAA